Ruditapes philippinarum (Manila clam) is the source of this 559-nucleotide messenger RNA. RefSeq lists its product as uncharacterized. NCBI's taxonomy places the organism in Eukaryota, Metazoa, Mollusca, Bivalvia, Venerida, Veneridae. The record is from RefSeq and is a predicted model, not a curated record. The transcript is spliced from 2 exons. The annotation marks the transcript as partial.
AUUACAUCAUAUAGAUGCAUCGAAGAAAGCUUAUGCUGCGGCAAUAUAUUUGAUACAAGAAACUGAAAAUACGAGGGAGUCUAAUUUGAUAUUUGCAAAAACUCGAUUAGCACCAAACAAGGAGAUAUCAAUACCACGACUGGAAAUUAUGGCUGUAUUGAUUGGAGUAAGAUGCAUGGAAUACGUUACAAAAGGGUUGAAAAUUAAUUUACACGGAAGGUAUUUGUUUUCAGACUCACAAUGUGUGUUAAAAUGGAUUAAAACAGAAAAAGGACUUAAUGUGUUUGUAGAAAACAGAGUAACAGAAAUAAAAGGUUAUAGAGACAUUGUAUUUGGAUUAAUAUCUACGAAAAAAAAUCCAGCUGACAUUGGAAGUACAGGAAUUACAGCAAAUCAGCUAGAAUAUUGCAAGUUAUGGUGGCAUGGACCUAAGUGGCUAUCACAUCCAGUCAAUCUGUGCAAAAACAACAAAGUGAAUGAAAUGAUGCAUGACUGUCCAGAAAAAGAAUGGAUGUCAGAAAUAAAGAAUAAAGAAUCUAUGAUGAUAUCACAAACAUAA